GGAAGGUGGGGGUGUUUCCCCUUGGCCCGCACAGUGAUGUCUCCUCUGACUGGGACUGAGCUCUAGGGCCGUUUGCCAGGAGAGCUGGCCCCGCUGUGGUGUAGAGGAAGGAAAUCGACGUGUACACUAAGACAGGUGUUCAGCCUGGCUUGGGGUGGGGACCCAGAGACUUACAAUCCAUCAUAAUUAACUAAUAGAGCAGGUGACAGUUUCUGGUAAUUAAAUGGAUUAGAGAUUAGCUGCAGGUCAGGUUCUGGGCCUGUGAUCCACCCCUGGGGCCUUUGGCAGCAAGAUCAAGCUCGAUGCCGGAAGUCAAAGGUCAGCUCGAGGAGGGGGAAAUUCAAGUUCAGGAAGUUUGGAGGAAAGCAGCUCUGGCCGCCUCACCUCAGUCCUGCGCACUCAGACCUGGAACGGUCCCUAAUGUGUGCUGAGAUUCCAAUUCCUUUAACAACCUAGGAAGCCAAUAUCGUUAUCUCAGCAAGCCCCAGGCAGCAGAAAAAUCAAGUCUGAGGCCCUUUGGUAAAUGAUGGAGUCUAGUUUGAACAAGCUGAGUCAAAGUCAGUCACUUCCCCUUGGCUCCUGAUGCCUCCGGUGAGGGCCGUUCCUGGUCUGUAUCCGUUAGUCUUCUGGGGAGGAAGAGAGACCAAGACAACCGAGGAGACAAACCUGGAGACAGACCUGAGCCUGGAGAAGACAGACAAGGCCACAGCUGGACUUCUGCUCUUCCUCUCUCUCUCCCCCCAGCCUGUCUUAACACCCUUCCUUAGCCUAAGCCCCUUUGAGCUCCCUAGGGGUGUUACCCCUGCCCCUCUCUGGGGCCCCAGCCCCUUGGGGGGCCUGCAUCCCAGGAUGUCGAUAGCUGUGGAGACCUUUGGCUUCUUCCUGGGGGCCCUGGGGCUGUUGAUGCUGGGGGUGACCCUACCAAACAGCUACUGGCGAGUGUCCACCGUGAACGGGAAUGUCAUCACCACCAACACCAUCUUCGAGAACCUCUGGUAUAGCUGUGCCACCGACUCCAUGGGCGUCUCCAACUGCUGGGAGUUUCCAUCCAUGCUGGCUCUCUCUGGGUAUGUCCAGGGCUGCCGAGCACUCAUGAUCACCGCCAUCCUCCUGGGCUUCCUGGCCCUCUUUCUAGGCAUUAUAGGCCUGCGCUGCACCAGCAUCGGGAGCAUGGAGCUCUCUAGGAAGGCCAAGCUGGCAGCCACCGCAGGGGCUCUAAACAUACUAGCCGGACUCUGCGGGAUGGUGGCCAUCUCCUGGUACGCUGUCAACAUCACCCAAGAUUUCUUCAACCCCCUGUACGCUGGAACCAAGUACGAGCUGGGCCCUGCCCUCUACCUGGGCUGGAGCGCCUCCCUGCUGUCCAUCCUGGGUGGCAUCUGCCUGUGCUCCAGUUGCUGCUGCGCCUCCAAGGAGGACCCAGCAGGCAGGGCUGGGUUUCCCUACAAAGCUUCUGCGGUCGUGAUGGCCCCCGCCCUCUCGGAUGAAGGCGACAGCAGCUUUGGCAAAUACGGCAAAAAUGCUUAUGUGUAG
This is a messenger RNA of Castor canadensis (American beaver), 1533 nucleotides long. RefSeq names its product claudin 15 (gene Cldn15). Gene Ontology annotation, cellular component: membrane; bicellular tight junction. Gene Ontology annotation, molecular function: structural molecule activity. The record is from RefSeq and is a predicted model, not a curated record. Lineage: Eukaryota; Metazoa; Chordata; Mammalia; Rodentia; Castoridae.